CAGUUGGCAGAUCCACGAGUGCACUCUAGCACAAGCUUGUGCGCACGACUGUACCGUUUUCGGCUGCCCAGGCAAGGUUCGCCUGAUACCAGCGUUAAUGCUUGAUUCCUUUCAGUGGAACUGGUAGCCUGAGACGCCAAGACAGCAGUUUCCAAUACGUCGGGGUUUCGUCAAUCGUUUAGCGUUUGUGUUUAGUACCUUGAACAACGCUUCUUGGUUGACCCGGAGAGGCACCAGCCAUAAUAAUUCGACACCCGAUCAUUCCGAAAAGCACCAGUCAUAAUAAACUGACACCCGAUCCUAGUCAGCAUGGCGUCAACGGCAGUCGACGAAAAGCUGCUUCGGUUCGGGCAGGCCCUUGAAUCAGUGAUCGACGCGGAGAUCGAGAAGAUCGAGACGGACGACAUUCAGCAGCUGCGGGAGCGGCGCCUUAAGGAGCUCAAGCAGCAGGCGCAGAAGAAGCAGGAGUGGAUGGCGGCCGGCCAUGGACACUACAAAGAGCUCUCUUCAGAGAAGGAGUUCUUCAGUGAAGUCAAGACGUCGGACCACGUCGUCUGUCACUUUUUCAGAAGCAGCCGUCCGUGCCAGAUCAUGGAUAAGCACCUCGAGAUCUUGGCGAGGGAGCAUCUAGAGGCGAAGUUCCUGCGGAUCAACGCGGAGAAGAGCCCGUACCUGGCGGAGAAGCUGCGGAUAUUCAUGCUGCCCACUCUUGCGCUGGUGCACAGAGGCAAAGUCACCGGAUACGUGGUUGGAUUCGACGAGCUCGGCGGAACUGAGGAGUUUCCCACAGAAGUUCUCGAGACUCGGCUCGUGCUGGGCGGAGCCCUCUCCGAGGAGAAGCUGACUGGCCGCCGGCAACCCAAGCAGGAAGCGGCGAGCGUGAGACGAGGUGGUGAUAGCGGCAGCGAUGACGACGAAUACUAGCCACUGAUUUGUGGAACUAAAGCGCCUUCUCCUAACAUGCUAGCUCUGUUUGCCAAUAUAGAGUCCUGUGUUUCUUUGUGGGAAAAAUCUCACUUGGUGCGUAGGGUAUGCCUGGCUGUACUAGAGUCACAACCAACUGUACAAAAGACACUGUCGAGAGACCCACUGGGGUCGCCCUAGAAGAUCCUCGAAAGGGUCACAGGCCUCUAUGCCUGGGGGGUUAUCGAGCCCUUAUAGCAUAGUGGUUGGCAGCAGCUGUGCAUUCUGAGAGACCAGUACAAUGCCACUGUAUAAUAGGCCGCGAUUUUCAUGCGAGGUUAUGGCCUUCUAGAUGCAAGA
Closterium sp. NIES-67 is the source of this 1263-nucleotide messenger RNA. The record is from the annotation of a GenBank genome assembly. Lineage: Eukaryota; Viridiplantae; Streptophyta; Zygnematophyceae; Desmidiales; Closteriaceae.